AUGGGAAAAACACUCUCUCACCCUGGAGGUGAAUAUGAAUACAUUGAUGUCAUUGUGGAAUAUCAUCUCCGUCAGAUCGUUGCCGUUGUAUCGGAAGCGGAUAAGCAGAAUUUGAGGAAGGCAGGAGUAUAUGCUCUCACUCACCAAGUGCACAAUGCACCUCAGAAACACUUGUUGGCUUUUGAGAAAGUGCACUUGACAGAAAAAUUUGAAGCAGUGGUUAGUUUCAAAGUGGAUGUUUGUAAAGAUUUGAGUGUGGUUGAUGAACUUGGUAACAGAAAAUUGGCCUUAGGAGAACAUGUGCUUCAUGUUGGAGACUUGAAGCAUCCUUUAGGUGUGAUGAUAUAA
Molecule: messenger RNA, 348 nt
Organism: Vicia faba (fava bean)
Lineage: Eukaryota; Viridiplantae; Streptophyta; Magnoliopsida; Fabales; Fabaceae
Source: the annotation of a GenBank genome assembly